AUGAAUUUUCGGGCUCACCUUAGAAAGCAUGCUGUAUUUACAAAUUGUUUGGCCUCGGCAGGUCUAUUUGCAACAGGUGACGCUAUUGCUCAGUAUUUAACAGACGCACAAUCGUACGAUCUCUCCAGAACAGUGCGGGCGGGUGUCUACGGCGGAUGUGUGUUUGGACCGGUUGCUGCAGGUAUUGGGUUUCCGUUGGUGAAUAGCCUGGGCAUGGGCAGACCAUUGUUCCAGCAAGGCGUUAUACGCACUGCCGUUGAUCAGGGAUUUUUCGCACCGCUGGUGUACAUCCCAUUGUAUUUCACGGCGAUGCCACUGCUCGAAGGGCGAUCCUUCACCCAUGCCCGCCAGCACUUGAAAGACCACUGGCUUCAAGUCGUCAAAACGAGCGCGGCUGUAUGGGUGCCGGUUCAACUUUUGAAUUUCGCACUAGUUCCACCGGCUUUCCGUUUGGUUGUCGUCAAUUUGGUUGGCGUUUGCUGGAACGCUUUCCUCGCCCUACAGAACGCAAAGUGA
This is a messenger RNA of Wickerhamiella sorbophila, 516 nucleotides long. RefSeq names its product Protein SYM1. Gene Ontology annotation, cellular component: cytoplasm; membrane; mitochondrion. The coding region runs from base 1 to 516 and encodes 171 amino acids. NCBI's taxonomy places the organism in Eukaryota, Fungi, Ascomycota, Dipodascomycetes, Dipodascales, Trichomonascaceae. The record is from RefSeq and is a predicted model, not a curated record. The transcript has a single exon.